AUGGAGCACAUUCCCAUUAUCACAGCCGGCAAAAAGACUGGCCCAAAUGUCAGUAGCUCUGGCGUGUUCAAUCAGAGUAUUCAUCCGAACGCCAGUGUGCUAGCGCUCGGCAUUCUUCUGUGUGAAAUACACCAUCUGACUUCCGUUGAGCACUGGCAAAAGGACCCGGAUGCCCAAAGGAAUGUCAACACUAAUUGGUAUACUUGCCAUGAGAUACUUCAGACGCUAGAAGCUGAGGCUGGCUUGGAUUACUAUCUUGCCACGAAGGCAUGCCUGCACUGGGAGUACUUACCUGCCGGACAGGACGCUGCCUUUGAGUCUGAGACAGUCCAGCGGCUCUUCUAUCAGAAUGUGGUCAAACGGCUUGAGGCCGAAAUCUUCAAGUCUUGGCGUCUUCGAAUAGAGGAUCUGAGCUCAUUCGAUUCUCAAGCGAAUGAAAGCUGCUGGGGCUCCAUCGGUCGAGAAGUCGUCCGCCUUGAAACUGGCAAGGAUAAAUAUCCCACUGAUACAAACAAUGAAGUACGUCCGCCUGCGCAACGCUCAAUAUCUGACAAUGUGCCGGCAAGCUUCAAUUCCGACAUGGUGUUACAGAAAUCCGCGCGACCUGCUCGUGCGCAAGUCAUUCCGGAUUCAACAAAUAGCUUGCACUUUUUCGACGCAAGCCAUCAGACGGGCUGUGAACAAGAGAAUCCCCUAUCGCGAAAAUGGAUGGACAACCUACUCUCCUCAAUUCACCAAUUCGUUGACCCUUUUGAGCCUGUUCAUGCUGGUGCGCUCCAAAUGGUCGAACCUGUGCGAAUAGGCAUCCUAGAUUCCGGGUUUGACCCUGAAAAUCCGCUCUUGAGGGAUGACUUCGGACGAAUAGACCCACGAAUCAGGGUUGCACAGAGUUUUGUACAUGGCACAGAACCGCAGGAUAUUCGAGACGAGAUUGGGCACGGCACUCACGCCCUUGGUCUGCUACUGAAAAUCGCCCCAUGCGCUGAAAUUUAUAUCGGAAAAAUUGCGCAUCGAGCAACUCUGAAUCGUAACACGUACGAUGACAUUACGAAGGCUAUCAAUCACGCGGUCUCUGAAUGGAAAGUAGACAUCAUAUCCAUGUCGUUCGGGAUUCGUGAAUAUAACGAGCCUAUGAAGAGAGCCAUAUCGAAUGCCCUACACGGUCAGACAUUAUUAUUCGCAGCGGCAUCGAACGAUGGAGCUAAUCUCGGAAGAGCAUUUCCCGCUAAAUAUCCUAGCAUCUUUUGUAUACACUCGACCGAUGGGAACGGCAACCCGUCGGCGUUUAACCCGACUGCAGACGAUAAAGACGUUAAUUUUAGUCUUCUUGGGGAGAAUGUCUCCUCAUACUGGCCCGUUGGUCUUGCGAAUAGCCUCGGCGAGCCUGUCAAUGCCAUGUCAGGGACAUCGGUCGCAACACCAAUUGCCGCGGGGCUUGCCGCUUCGGUCCUGUCCUUUGUGAGGCAGCAGGAUCAGCACGCCAUGGUAGGAAGUGACUUAUUAGGGCCAUGGCUAAAGGACGUUCAUUCCAUGGAUAUGGUGCUGAAGAGCAUGGCCAGGCAGACAAGGGGUGCUGGGUACAACUACAUCAGGCCGAGUGAACUUUUCGAUAGGGGCGCGUCGAGAGAGAAAGUUUAUGACAAGAUCAAGGACCUCAGACGACACAUGUACGAUUAG
Messenger RNA from Beauveria bassiana ARSEF 2860, 1677 nucleotides. RefSeq names its product intracellular serine protease. The coding region runs from base 1 to 1677 and encodes 558 amino acids. The record is from RefSeq and is a predicted model, not a curated record. The transcript is spliced from 3 exons. NCBI's taxonomy places the organism in Eukaryota, Fungi, Ascomycota, Sordariomycetes, Hypocreales, Cordycipitaceae. Gene Ontology annotation, biological process: proteolysis. Gene Ontology annotation, molecular function: serine-type endopeptidase activity.